CCGAACCAAGCAGGAAGCAGCCACUGCUUCUCUUCUCCCAACCUCUGUCUCCCCAUCGAUCAGGCUCGGCCGGUCAACCCAUGGAGCAGCAUUUCGCCGGCACCUUCCCGCCGGGAUCAUACCACCAGCACCGCUGCUACAACGCCGCCGCCGCUGCACCGUCGUCUGACUACGACACGAGCGACAUGGACGACAUGACCUUCCUCAGCACCCUCUUGGAGUUCACGGAUCAUGCCUCCUGCUCCGACCCCUCUCUCUCUUCAAGCUCGUCAUCCUCCGACAUGACGGGCGUCGGGGCUGCCGCGCCACAUGUGCCCGCGGGCAGCAGCUCGCCGAAGCGCCGCGGUCACCAUGCCCCCGCGGCCAUGCCCAUUGCCAAUGACUUCAUCGGGGUGCGCACGCGCCCGUGGGGCAAGUACGCGGCCGAGAUCCGGGACUCGACGCGGAACGGCGCCCGCGUGUGGCUCGGCACCUUCGGCAGCCCCGAGGCGGCCGCCAUGGCCUACGACCAGGCCGCCUUCUCCGCGCGCGGCGACGCGGCCGUGCUCAACUUCCCCGUCCAGCGCGUCCGGGAGUCGCUCCGCGCGCUCGCGCUCGGCGCCGUCGUGGGCUCGCCCGUGCUCGCGCUCAAGCGCCGCCACCGCAUGCGCAGGCGUUCGCCCAACAAGAGGCCCGUGAAGCAGCAGCGCCGGGUUGCCGCCGUGCAGGAGGCAGCCCGGUCUGCGACGACCGGUGCGGUGGUGCUGGAGGACCUCGGCGCCGAGUACCUGGAGGAGCUCCUCCGGGUGUCCGAGCCGCCCAUGGAUCAUUUCCACACAACGGCGACGGCGUCGUCCUGACACUGCAAGCUUGUCUGCUUGGAUUAGCAUAGCUCCCGUGGGCUCGUGCCAAAAUUAAUCGCAUGCUACUUCUCACUGUCUGAAGAAAAUGCAUGUGUAUACAGCGCAUGAGUAAAUUCGUGUACGCCAGGAAACAGCUUCCCUUC
This is a messenger RNA of Triticum urartu, 985 nucleotides long. The record is from RefSeq and is a predicted model, not a curated record. Lineage: Eukaryota; Viridiplantae; Streptophyta; Magnoliopsida; Poales; Poaceae.